Messenger RNA from Neospora caninum, 807 nucleotides. RefSeq lists its product as hypothetical. Bases 1 to 807 code for a protein of 268 amino acids. Lineage: Eukaryota; Apicomplexa; Conoidasida; Eucoccidiorida; Sarcocystidae. The transcript has a single exon. The record is from RefSeq and is a predicted model, not a curated record.
AUGCAGAAAGGAAAGCUUGCGAGGAGGGAAGGAAGACGGCGGACCGAGAGUCUUGGUCACCGCCCCGCCGGCAGCAUCCGCAGGCGCCUCGCCGGCAAAGAAUCCCCCGGCGCAGCGCCGCACUCCGAAGAAAGCGACACAGCCGCGUGCCACGCAGAGGUGAGCGCCUCGUCCACGUCUGCCGCCUCGGCUUCGGCGUCGAGUCCCCGGAAGCCAAGGCGUCCAACCAGCGCAGAGGGAACCCGAAAUGCGGGUCCGUCGGCCUCCAGGCCGACGCGGAGUGCUGUGAAGGCGGAGGCGGACAGCAGGAAGGCCGAGGCGCAGGCCGCGGAACUGGGCGAAAUGGUGUUCGAGGUUCACGAAGCUCUGUCUGGACUGGACCUCCGGGCUCAAGCGAGAAAGGCGAGGAGCAGCCAGCAGAAAGGGAGCGGAGACGAAGCGGCGCGCGAUCGCGAGGAGGAGGACAGGAAGGAAGAAGAGGAGGAAGAGCUCGAACGAGCCGUGCUGCAAGAGUAUCUGACAGUUUUGACGAACGCCCACCUGAAGGCCGUCCAGGCCACAGACGGAGCACGCCCGUCACGUCCGAGGGGAUACCAGCGAGGAGAACAACCUGGCCAGGGACAGAAACAGAGGCAGGCUGCGCUCGGUGAAGCCGACGCGGCGCUGGUGAGCACCGGGGAACGCCCCGCAGCUGUUCAGGCGCGCCUUGCACAGGCGCGGCAGAGCCAGGCUAGAGAGGCGGCGCAGUCUGGAGAGGCGACGGACAAGAGAGCGACGACGGACAGAAGAAGAGGACUACAUUUUUGA